Culex pipiens pallens (northern house mosquito) is the source of this 486-nucleotide messenger RNA. RefSeq lists its product as uncharacterized. The record is from RefSeq and is a predicted model, not a curated record. NCBI's taxonomy places the organism in Eukaryota, Metazoa, Arthropoda, Insecta, Diptera, Culicidae. Bases 44 to 457 code for a protein of 137 amino acids. The transcript is spliced from 2 exons.
CUGAUCUGAAUCCGUGCAUAUUUUCGCCAAACAAUCCGAAACCAUGGCCGAUGAUGACAACUGGUCCAUGCAGUGCUGCGAGCUGGACGAUCUGAUCCCAUCGCCGGAAGAGCUGGAGAACGCGUACGUAGCGCUCGAGAAUGGCACCUACCCACUGGAACUGAACUGGAAAUGCCCCGGCCGGCGGCCACCGUCACCGGUUCCGAAAGAUGACGGACCCAAGACCACCGAAGUGGUCGAGAAGGAAACUCCCACCAAAAACAAGGAGUUUGACUUCAUGGACGAUGGUCCGCUGCCGCAGAUGCGCGUUCGAACGCAGAAUAGUGGCCCCAAAGGAUCGGCCAAGAAGAAAACCACCAACUUUGCCGGCGUGCUGGACCAGAUGAAGAAGCAUGGCCGGUUAACGCCACUCAAGGAGGGAGCAGCACCGGCAGCGGGAGGGAGCUCGGCUAGCUAAGGGCGAAAUAAAAAUAAUUUAUUAAAUAA